This is a messenger RNA of Entrophospora sp. SA101, 804 nucleotides long. NCBI's taxonomy places the organism in Eukaryota, Fungi, Glomeromycota, Glomeromycetes, Entrophosporales, Entrophosporaceae. The record is from the annotation of a GenBank genome assembly.
AUGGCGUCACCUAUAGAAAAAUUCUAUAGUUAUGAGGAGUGCAAUUUACAUGAUAUUGAAAUACACCUUCAUGAACCUCUAAUUCAAAAACCUAGAUCUAGAAAGAAAAGAAUAGGUUUGCAAAUUUUGAAUACACUGACAAGGUUGGAGGUUUUGUUGGAUAAAGAGGAAUCGCUUGCAAGUUCAGAUACUAAAAUAGAGAACUUGAACCAGCAACAAUUCAAUAAAAAAGAAAUUGAAAAUGCACUUUCUGUUCUAGAGACAAUAAUAUUUCAACUUGAAGAUGAAGCUGCAUCAAAGAAAGAUAUUCAAACCUACUUGUUAGAACUAGGACUUAGUGAUUUAUUUCCAAAGUCUGCAAAGAGAUUAACCCCCAAUACUACAUUAUUUAAUGAUUCAUCAAACAAAAUGAGUGCUAUGGCACAUUUUCAUGGAAUGAAUUUACAAAAUCAAUUAGUUUCAGUAUCUUUACAACUCCAACAAGAUAUAAAACUUACAAAUCAUAAAUAUAUGGCACAUCAAUUAGCAUUACUUUAUCAAUGUCUCAAUCAAGCUAGUGGACCAUUUCUUAAAUAUAGAUCUCGCGUAGAAUUACAUUUUGAUGCUAUAAAAGCAUUAUCAAAUAGUUCAGAAGAACCUCAACUUGAUGAAGAACAAAAAAAAUGGUUAUCAGAAUUAACUGUCGAUAUUGUAACAGGAGUUUUAUUCAGUGGUAGACCAGUUACUACAAUGUCACAACCUUUGGCUGUUUAUUUGAACAAAAUUGGUGAUGUGGCAAUCGCUAAUAAAACGAUCUUGGAUUAG